Messenger RNA from Ceraceosorus guamensis, 5349 nucleotides. Its product is annotated as P-loop containing nucleoside triphosphate hydrolase protein. The transcript has 10 exons. Bases 35 to 4936 code for a protein of 1633 amino acids. The record is from RefSeq and is a predicted model, not a curated record. Gene Ontology annotation, cellular component: intracellular anatomical structure. NCBI's taxonomy places the organism in Eukaryota, Fungi, Basidiomycota, Exobasidiomycetes, Ceraceosorales, Ceraceosoraceae. Gene Ontology annotation, molecular function: ATP binding; RNA binding.
AGAGAGAGAGAGAGAGAGAAGAGCGUGGAGGAUCAUGGCGCCGCGCAAGAAGAAUGCCUCGAUCAAGUCUAGCGGAGCAACGAGCAGCAAAGCUGCUCCUCUACCCGAUUGGGUCAAAGGAGGCGCGCCCAAACCUGCUCCUUCUUACACUCGAGCAGGGGCAGCGGCAGCGGCAGCCCAAGACGAGUCGAAUUUCACCUCGUCACGCAGCAACAGCAACAGCAACAGCAACAGCAACAGCAACAGCAACAGCAACAGCAACAGCAACAGCAACAGCAACGGCAGACCUCCUCCGCUCUUCCCGCCCGGCGUCAAACCGCCCAUCUCGCUGCUCAAUGAGCGCAUUCAGAAACAUCAUGCUAGUGCUGGUUGGCAAAGGGCCAAUAUCGAGGUUCGAAGAGCGCGUGGUAUGAUGCGCGAGCAGCGUCAGCUUGAGCAAGAGCAGGAUCAAGAAGAGGAGGAGCAGCAGCAGCAGCCACGACGACGACGACGACAACAAGGCGCCACGACGGCGGUUGAAGAAGAAGAAGCGCAAGAUGGUGAAGAAGAAAGAUGGACAGCAUUCGCAGUGCUCACAAAGACGAACAAGACGGACGCUUCCAAGCCGCACACGGUCAGAUUGCAACCUGCAGCGAGGGAAGAGGAAAUGCUGCGCUGGACGGCAGGGGAGAGGGGCAAGGAUAUGGCUAGGCAGUUGGGCGCCGUGUAUGCGCUCUUUCGCAUCUGUUCCAACCUCAGUUUGAACCGCGUCUUGCCAGCCGGAGGUCCGCGCGAAUAUUGGCUUGCGCUGGAAGCUUACAAGAAGCAAGCACCUGCUCAUCUGGACUGGAUGUGGGCUUCAGAGCCUUUCGAAGCGGCCGCUAAGCGCAUCGCGGAGAGAGCGGCCAAGGAAGCGCAGAGGCAGAGGGAAGCGGAGGCAAGGGAAAAGGGAGAGGUGCUGCAGUCGGAUGGAAGGAGCAAGUUGGGCAAAGCUUGGACAGAAGCGAGGGAAGUUCGAAUGAGCGCUAGGUUGAGGGAAAUGACGGAAAAGACUGUCAGAGCGGCUCUGAAUCUCUUUCCUCAAGCUGCUGCUGCAACCCUUGCGGAUGAAGAGCGGCAAGACGAAGAUGCAUCAGUGCGCGCCUCGGAUGCAGAAGGCGUUGCGAGAGGGGCGAUCGACGAAGCGGCAGUGCAGAGCCUCGUCAAGCAGCUCACUGCUUUGGGAUUCAGAAUGGGCCACGCACGAAGCGCUGCUCGAUGGGUGCACACCACUCGAGCCGGUCUCCGCACCGCCCCAUCUUCCUCCUCCUCCUCCUCCUCCCCUUCUUCUUCCUCUGCCGAAGCUUCUCUACGCUCCUCCAUCGUCUCACUCGGAGACAGAGAAGCGGCUCUAGAAUACCUGGUGCUUUUCACUCCCGAAGAAGAUCUACCACUCUCCUUUGCACCCAGCAAAAAAGCAGAUGCCUUCAUCACCGCUUCUACGGCUGGGGAGGAGAAGGAACGUCUGGCUGUCAGAUGGGCCACGGAUCGAUUGGUCAGGUAUGCUGGAUUUCCCAGAAAGGCGGUGCAGAGAGCCAUGGCGCAGACGCACGAGGCGCACAUCGACGUCGACAAGCGGGAGAUUGUGGUGCUGGAAAUGCUCCUCGCGCGAUUGGUCGGCGAUGAGGAGGAAGCGAAACGGGUGCUCCUUGCAGCUUCUGAUGAGGGAGCGGGCCGAACGUCGCAGGAGAAGCAAGAGAGGAAGAGAAAGAGGCAAGAUGAGAAGUUGACUGUGGGAGCUGUGCUUGGAGAGGAAAAGUUGCGUGGCAUCCCGCAGGACGAAAGGCCUUUGGGUAGCAGCAGCGAUGGUGAAGAUGUCGGGGCUUCUACAAAUUACGACGUUGUAGUUGCGCAGAGGAAGAAGGGCAAAGGGAGCGCAGAAGGGGAAGAAGUGAUCCUGAGGGUAUGUCCAGGAGAAAAGUCGAGGUACCCGACGAUGGCAUCAUUGAACGCAGCGGAAGAAGCCAUCUCUUCCUCCACCUCUGCCUCUCUGCCCACAUUCUACGUCGCCUCUUCCACCCUGCCUGCCUAUCUACGCUUGGCACUCACAGCUGGGCUGAUUAGAGCUGCGCGCACCAGACCGGAUUGGAUGGAGAUGCUCAGCGCUGGAGAAGGCGGGUUGAUCUUGUUGAUGGUGGAAGAGCUAGAGAAUACUUGGAAAGAGGUCUGCGAAGAUCCUCCCGAUCUGGCUAGCGUCAUGCAUGGUCUAGUCCCUGCGCUCAGUGCGUCGACAAGCGGCGCAUCGCUCGACGUCACCGCGUCCACCAACUCUAGCGUCGAUUCGCGAGCCAUCAGUAGCAAAGCGUCGCAGAGGGUUCAAGCCUUGCGGAGAGAUGCGCGGAUGGACGCGUGCUUGUUGCAGGUUGCGCAGAGUCUGAGCCCCGCGGAGCAAAAGACGUGUGCGCAGAUGCGAAAGGUCAGAGAGGCUUUGCCGGCUUUCAAAGCUAGGGAUGAAGUGUUGCAGCUGCUCAGCAGCAACAGGGUCAUCAUCGUUGCGGGUGAGACGGGGUGCGGAAAGACUACGCAAAUCCCGCAAUACAUCUUGGACGAUUUUGCUCAGCGCAAGGAAGGGAGCUUGUGCAGCAUUGUUGUUACGCAGCCCAGAAGAGUCAGCGCUAUGGGCGUAGCUGCCAGGGUUGCGGAGGAACGAGCGGAAAGAUUGGGCAGUGGGGUGGUGGGGUAUGCGAUCAGAGGAGAGAGAAAAGCGAGCAAAGAUUGCAGGCUGCUGUUCAGCACCACGGGUGUGCUGCUUCGACGUCUUGCGACGGGAGAUCCGGACCUGGUCGGUCUGUCGCAUGUCAUAGUGGACGAAGUGCACGAACGAUCGGUAGACUCUGAUUUUUUACUGUUGGAGCUUCGACGCGUGCUGCAGCGCAACCCUACUCUACGCGUCAUCCUCAUGAGCGCGACGAUCGAUCAGCAAGUCUUUUCGGACUACUUUGCAGGCGCUCCGUGCGUCGGUAUUCCGGGCAGAACCUUUCCAGUGUCGGAUCAUCAUUUGGAAGAUCUGAUUCGACUUACGCACUUUAGACCUUCUGCGCGCAAUAUGGGCGCCACGAAACACAAGACGGAACAGCAAGUAGAAGGGAUCAGGAACUCGUUGAUGCAGUGCGACUUGGCAGAGAAUGAUUUGCAGAGCGUGCUGAGCAUCGUCGCUUCGCAGCGUAUCGAUUAUGAACUGCUGGCUUGCGCCGUCAAGAUGCUGUGCGAGCACGCGGAAGCUGAGGAACGUGAAGGUGGUGCUGAUCCUUCUGCUGGCGGAGCGAUCCUCAUCUUUUUGCCUGGUGUGGGCGAAAUUCGACAAGCAAUUGAAGCCAUCAGGAGUGCAAUCAGGACCAACGUCGACAUCAUGCCCUUGCACGCCAAUUUGUCUUCAGAGGAACAACGUCGAGUUUUCUUGCCUCCUUCUUCCAAAGGCUUGCGCAAGAUCGUCGUCUCUACCAAUGUUGCCGAAACGUCGAUCACCAUCCCGGACAUCAGCUACGUGAUCGAUAGUGGUCGGGUCAAGGAGACGCGCUUCGAGCCCGAGUCCGGAUUGACCCGCUUGGUCGAGUGCUGGGCUAGCCGUGCAGCUUGUCGACAAAGACGAGGUCGUGCAGGUCGCACCCGAGCUGGCGAGUGCUGGAAGCUCUUUAGCAGGUACACCGAAGAGAGGCAAAUGUCUGCACAGCAAACUCCGGAAAUUCGUAGGGUACCGCUGGAAAGUCUGUUUUUGCAGGCCAAGGCGAUGGAUGAGGAGACGGACGUGAAAGAGUACCUCGGUGAGGCUAUUGAUCCGCCAAACGUCGGCAGUAUGGAUCAGGCGCUCUCGACGCUCAUCGAGGUGGGAGCCAUUCAGCAAGAUCGUGGUUUCAAGAGCAGACUCACUGCGCUCGGCAGACAUUUGAGCAACCUUCCGCUCGACUUGCGCUUGGGCAAAUUGCUCAUCCUUGGCUCCGUCUUUCAAGCUCUGGCCCCUAUGCUCACCGUAGCGGCCAUCAUGUCAUGCAAGCCCUUGUUUCUGGCACCUUUUGAGAAGCGAGAGGAAGCAAAUGCAGCACGUUCUCGCUUCGCUACAGCAAAUUCGGACCUCUUGACCGAUGUCAAUGCGUACGACGCUUGGGCCAGGCUGCGCUCGGAAAGAGCUUCCAAUGCUGAGAUGCGCGAUUUCUGCGAGCAGAAUUUCAUCUCGCCCUCGUCACUGCGAGAUGUUCAGAGCAAUAGAAUGGAUUUGCUCAGUCAACUGCAGCAGUUGGGCUUUGUGCCUCGAACGUACGAUGCUCGCGCCUAUCUGCGCGACGACUCCUUGCACGCUUUGGAUCAACACGCUUCCAAUCACUCGUUGCUCAGCUCUCUCAUCCUUGCUGGUCUCUACCCCUCCGUCAUAAGGGUAUCUCUACCGUCAGCCAAGUUCGAUCAAGGAAGUUCGGGGGCCAUACAGCGUGCAGCAGAAGCCAAAGCGCUCAAGUACUUUGACGCAACAGGCAGAGUAUUUCUGCACCCCUCCAGCAUCCUCUUUUCCUCCAAUCAUAUCCAAGGACAUUUGGUCUGCUUCAAAAAGAGCGCUAGCGGAGAGGGACAGAGUAGCAAGACGUACUUGAGGGAUGCGACGGAUGUGCCUCUUUUUGCUUUGUUGCUCUUUGGCGGCAAGCUGACCAUACAUCAUUUGGCUGGAGGUAUAAGCGUCGGUUCUCAUGCUCUGAAGCAGGAAGGGGCAGCAGACGUUUCCGACUCGCCGGCUCGACCGACGCAAGAAAUACGUUUGCGAGCGAAUGCUAGGAUAGGCGUGCUGUGUGGUCAGCUGAGACGUCUUUUGGAUGCUGUCAUGGCUGAAGCGUUCGAGUCGCCUGCGGACGAUGGCAUAGCUGCGGCGGACAAGACGGGCGUCAUCGAGACGAUGCGAGCGCUCUUGGCACGCGAUGGUCUGGAUCCAGUCUAGGAUACAAGAGCGUCUCAAAGCCCGCUCCGAGUAAGCUUGCGCUUGUCUCUCCUUCGCUAAGACUGCUUCUAGCUUCUGCUUCCGUUACAAUGCAUCGCAAUCAUUUGCAUCACUUGUGCCAAUGAACACGUCAUUCUCCAAUAUGCUCGCAAGCUUUUGAAUUCUAGCCUCUUCAUCCCCUUCCCGGCCCGCCUCGACCGGCCAACUUCCAAGCGGCAAAAUCGCUCUCUCCAAACCUGAACAUUUGCGUCGUGCCAUGAUCGCACACGGCCAGGAUAAAGUUUCGCCUUCCGCUCUUCAAGGGCGGAAAAGGAUUUGGUGGGCGAGUGGCAAAGUUCGUAUCGCGUUUGUGCUGUUUGUUCGCGGGCAAAGGUGCGCGCGAACAGCCGGGUGGGGCGUGCGACCAAAGAUCC